Molecule: messenger RNA, 1140 nt
Organism: Scheffersomyces coipomensis
Lineage: Eukaryota; Fungi; Ascomycota; Pichiomycetes; Serinales; Debaryomycetaceae
Product: putative serine/threonine protein kinase
Exons: 1
Coding region: 1-1140 (379 amino acids)
Biological process (GO): vacuolar protein processing; protein phosphorylation; regulation of vacuole fusion, non-autophagic
Cellular component (GO): cytoplasm; Golgi apparatus
Molecular function (GO): protein serine/threonine kinase activity; ATP binding
Source: RefSeq, a predicted model, not a curated record
AUGGAUACUUUAAUAUCAAUACUAGGGUCAUGUUUACCUUGUUUUCCUGAUUUAUCAUCACCAUACGUCACCAUUAAAAAUGUUAAAUAUAGAAUUAUAAAAUUAUUAGGAGAAGGAGGGUUUUCUUAUGUUUAUCUUGUGAAAUCAUCAGUUAAUGAUGCUCAAUAUGCUAUGAAGAAGAUAAGAUGUCCGUUUGGAUCUAAUGAUGAGACUUAUAAGAAUUCAAUUAAGGAAAUUAAAAACUAUCAUCGAUUUUUAAAAUUUGGUACUCCUUAUAUUAUUCAAAGUAUUGAAGAAAUCAUUAUAAGUGAAGUUGAUGGAUCAAAGACAGUUUAUAUCUUAUUACCUUACUUUGAAAAAUCAUUACAAGAUAUCAUUAAUAAUUUAGUCAUGAAUGAUGAUAAAAUGCCAGAAGAGGAUAUAUUAAAAAUCUUUAUUGGAAUUUGUCGUGGUUUAAAAGUGAUGCAUAAUUAUAAAACAACAACAUCUCAAUCAGCUCAAUCUGUUCCUAAUAGUAUUGCUGAUGAUGUUCAUAGUUCUACAUCAGCCGAUGAAGAUGGAUUAUUAUUACCUCCUCAAGGUCCAGCAAGUGAUGAUGAAGAUGAAGAAAAUGGUGAUGCACCUCCAUCAAUCCCAACUGAAUUACUGCAAUUAAUCCCAUUUGCUCAUCGAGAUAUUAAACCGGCUAAUGUCAUGAUUUCAGCCGAGGGAUUACCCGUAUUGGUCGAUUUAGGAUCAUGUUCAAAAGCCAGAAUAAAAAUAAGAAAUAGACAACAAGCUUUAACCUUACAAGAUUUCGCUCAAGAACAUUGUACUUUACCUUAUAGAGCUCCUGAAUUAUUAGAUGUGGUGAAAAAUAGUGAAGUAACAGAAAAGACCGAUAUUUGGUCAUUAGGAUGUUUAUUAUAUGCUUGUUGUUUUGGAUAUUCACCAUUUGAAAAAUUAGAACUUGAACAAGGUGCAAAUAUAAGUUUAGCUAUAUCUCAAGGGAAAUACAUUAUGCCCAAGAAUAAUGGUGGAUAUUCUUCUGAAUUAAUGGAUAUUAUAAAUCAAUGUCUUAAAUUGAAUCCUGAUAAACGUCCUACUGUGGAUCAAUUAUUAGAAACCACCAUUGAAUUAUCAAGAAAUCUGGAUUUGUAG